Columba livia (rock pigeon) is the source of this 1553-nucleotide messenger RNA. RefSeq names its product ribosomal RNA processing 9, U3 small nucleolar RNA binding protein (gene RRP9). Gene Ontology annotation, cellular component: small-subunit processome. The record is from RefSeq and is a predicted model, not a curated record. Gene Ontology annotation, molecular function: U3 snoRNA binding; protein binding. The coding region runs from base 5 to 1513 and encodes 502 amino acids. The transcript is spliced from 15 exons. Lineage: Eukaryota; Metazoa; Chordata; Aves; Columbiformes; Columbidae.
AUAGAUGUGGGCGGGGGCGUGGCCUGGCUGCCUGCAGGCGGGCGGGGUGGGCAGCACGUGUGGCAGCAGCAGCAUGGCGGCGGCAGGAGGCCGGAGAGCCAAGGCCCCGCGCGGGGCGGCGGGACGGCGGCGGCCGCGGGCGGCGGUCCCGGGCGCCGAGGGGAGGCCACGAGCGGCGGCCGGCCGGCCCGUCGACGAGGAGGUGUCCAGCGACUCCGAGCCAGAGGGCGCGUCGUUGGGACGGCGUCGGCGGGAGGCGGCGGAGGAGGAGGUGGAGGAGACGCCGCAGGAGAAAAAGCUGCGCCUGGCCAAGCUGUACCUGGAGCAGCUCCGCCAGUACGAGGAGGAGCGAGCAGUGGACGAGGAGGAAGAGGAGACAGAGCCGGUGGAUCUCAUCGGUGACCGCCUGAAGGAGGACGUGCUCGAGCAGAAAGGCCGGCUGCAGCGCCUGGUCGCCAAAGAUGUGCAGCCUCCAGAUCCUGCCAGCAUCCGAGUGCUGCGGGGGCACCAGCUGCCCAUCACCUGCCUGGUCAUCUCUCCGGAUGACAGGUUCAUCUUUUCUGCCUCCAAGGAUGGUGCCCUCAUCAAAUGGGAGGUAGAGAGCGGGAAGAGGCUGUGCGUGGUGCCUGGGGGGAAGAAGGGCACUGAGGAGCAGCACAUGGGCCAUGCGUCCCAGGUCCUUUGCAUGGCCAUCUCAUCAGACGGCAAGUACCUGGCCACGGGAGACAGGAACAAGCUGAUUAUGAUCUGGGACACAGCCACAUGCAAGCGCCUGCACAUCUUCACUGGGCACCGCGAUGCCGUCUCGGGCCUGUCCUUUCGCAAGGGCACGCACCAGCUGUACAGUGGCUCCCACGACCGCUCUGUCAAGGUCUGGAAUGUGGCGGAGAACGCAUACAUGGAGACCCUGUUUGGGCACCAGGACAUCAUCACAGGGCUGGACAGCCUGAGCCGGGACUGCUGUGUGACAGCAGGGGGACGUGACGGCAGCGUGCGGCUCUGGAAGAUUCCCGAGGAGUCACAGCUCGUGUUUUCUGGGCACCAGGGCUCCAUUGACUGUAUCCAGCUCAUCAACGAGGAGCACAUGGUGUCGGGCGCCGAUGACGGCUCCGUAGCCUUGUGGGGGCUGACGAAGAAGAAGCCACUGGCGCUGGCCAGGCAAGCACAUGGCAUGCAGGAUGCCCAGGGCCUGCAGCAGCCAUACUGGAUCUCGGCAGUGGCUGCUCUGCGCAACAGUGACCUCGUGGCUACAGGCUCCCACAGUGCUAGCGUGAAGCUCUGGAAGUGCGGUGAGGGAUUUCGGAAACUGGAGCCCCUCUGCGACAUCCCCGUGGUGGGUUUUGUCAACAGCCUCAAGUUCUCAGCAGCUGGUGACUUUCUGGUGGCCGGCCUUGGGCAGGAGCACCGGCUCGGACGGUGGUGGAGAAUCAAAGAAGCCAAAAACAGCAUCUGCAUCAUCCCCCUGAAGCAGAGGGUUGCAGCCCCCAGCCCCAAAGCCCCUGAUGGAUCCUAGGUCCUGAAGCUGGGUCAUUAAAUCCUGUUUCUAGAGCUGC